AUGUCGACACCCACUACAGAUUCGGGUCUGUCACCCGACGAGAAGCGGGCUUUCUUCGACCAGAUGUAUUUGACGCACCUUGCUAAGGGACAAUACGACCUCUAUACCAUAUAUCAUGACUAUCCAGACGCCUCUUUCCUGGCACCUUCUCUGGAGUUCCCUUCUCUUCCCGCUCCUGACUUCAGUGUGGAUCCCGGCGUGCAAGUAACCACUCUACGAGCUAUUGUGACGGAGAGAAGCAAGAAAUGGCACGCGAAGAUGGGAAAAGAUGUGGGAGUCAUCACAGAGAUCCAGGCUACUGCUCCUAUUUACGACGUCACCAAGGUUAAGCUCGCCAAGGCUACACCUAAAGAGUUCGAUAAGGGUCUCAAGGGAUACCAGUCGCGGGUCUGUGGCAAGUACAAACAGUACAACAAGUUGUCGGACAUGAAGAAGGAGUUCAGAAAGUCGAUGGUUUCUGCUGCUACUGAUGCUGCUGCUGAUGCCGCUGCUGAUGGAUGA
Molecule: messenger RNA, 501 nt
Organism: Aureobasidium subglaciale EXF-2481
Lineage: Eukaryota; Fungi; Ascomycota; Dothideomycetes; Dothideales; Saccotheciaceae
Exons: 3
Coding region: 1-501 (166 amino acids)
Source: RefSeq, a predicted model, not a curated record